This is a messenger RNA of Hyposmocoma kahamanoa, 867 nucleotides long. RefSeq lists its product as uncharacterized. The transcript has 3 exons. The coding region runs from base 1 to 681 and encodes 226 amino acids. Lineage: Eukaryota; Metazoa; Arthropoda; Insecta; Lepidoptera; Cosmopterigidae. The record is from RefSeq and is a predicted model, not a curated record.
AUGGCCUUCCCGGGUAUUCUAGUAAGAGGGCUCGGGAUCGACUUUCCGCACCGGAGCCCUCUCAGCACCUGGAAGGAGCUACGUACUCCCCCUCCCCUCCACACGGAAGUGGGCCACACCGCCCCGUCGUCGUCCUUGCGGCUGUCAAACUUACUUACGGACUUACUUGCUAACGGAGCCCCCGCUACGAUCGCCCGCAGCUGCGAAGGGGAGCGAAGGCUGGUGAAAACAGCAAAAGGAGCAACAUUACUUCUCCUCAACGGUUAUACGUACAGCAAGAACAGCACCGUGCGCGGCGGAGGAACCAGAUACGCAUGUUCCAACAUGAUAUCAAAAUGUUGCAGGGCUUUUGUGCAUAUGACUAAAGACAAUUUCAUCAUAAAAGCUCAGACCGUUCACAACCACGACCCUCCUAGAUAUCAUAUCGCUAAAGAUGUUCGCUUUGUGAAGUCUGGUAAUGGAAAGAAAUUAUUAUUGUACAACAGUUAUACCUUCAGCAAACGUGGACAUAACACUCGAAAUAUUAUUGGAUAUGGUUGUUCGAAAAGAAUUAGCUGUGGCUGUCCAGCGAAGUUGACCUUGAAUUCAAAUGGAGAUUUGAGAAGCAUCGACAACAUAAAACACAAUCAUGAACCUUCUCAGCAUAUGAUCACUCCGGACGGAAGAUACGUAACCUUAUAGAUCAUAGUUUCCGAAAAUGGUCCCUACCCCCAAGUGGGCUCUGAAAGGCGGUAGCAAUUGAGAGUCGUUGAUGCUGUCCGGGUGGUGCUAUCAUAUUUGAAAUAAAAACCUAAAUAUGUAUCAGCUACACCCCAUAUUAUUAUUAUAAUAUAUGUAUAAUGCUUUUUCCUUGUGAUUUUUUGUAUA